This is a messenger RNA of Fusarium pseudograminearum CS3096, 1383 nucleotides long. RefSeq lists its product as uncharacterized. The record is from RefSeq and is a predicted model, not a curated record. NCBI's taxonomy places the organism in Eukaryota, Fungi, Ascomycota, Sordariomycetes, Hypocreales, Nectriaceae. The transcript is spliced from 4 exons. Bases 1 to 1383 code for a protein of 460 amino acids.
AUGCCGCCUCGAUCUUCUUUAACGUCGUCCUUCUCUAUCACAGACUCCAACAAUGAGGUAGUCUGCCCUCUUCGCAAUCAAGAUGGCUCAAGCUGUCGCAAGAGAUGCAUUGGUGAAAAGAGGUAUCGCUCCAUGCAGGAGCAUAUCCGUCGCGCGCAUCCCGAGCAUUACAUUUCCAAGCUACCAGCUACCGAAGAGAGCUUCUUGUUAAUGAUUAAUACUCCUCCGUCGGAGCGCCGACCUCUUGAUCAGACCUCAGCUCCAAAUGCUCAGGGUUUGUCACACUCUCAGUCAAGCCUGCCCCCGCCCAUUGACCACCUUCAAGGUUUUCAUGAGAGACACAACUACCACCGCGAGGACUCGAGCAAUCCGGGCACGCCGCGCCUUAUAGAUGAAUACACUAACGGUGGGCCGGUCUCUGGUCCAAUGCUGGGUACUGCCAGCGCAGCGGCAGCAUUAGCCGAACUCCACGGCGUUAAAAGCGAACGUGAGAUGGAUAUGGAUGGUGAAUAUUAUUCAGAUAUGGAUGUUCGACGUAGACCACGAACCUCCAUUGAACUACCGCCGCUCAAUCUUCCAAACCACGACAUUACUAGCGACCCUUACUCCUCUGCCAAGGCUAAUAGACAGCGCGACUUUCUUCCUUCCAUUCUUGCAAACUCACCUCCUGGAAGAUCAUCUACUCUCCCACCUCUCCAACGCCCUAUCGGUCCCAACCGUCCCCGCAAACAAUCUGUAACAAAGAGAGGAAGGGAAUCCCACCAUAAGAAGAAAACCUCAAAGGGAACAGCAACUGACUGGUUACGUCGGAUACAAAAUGAGGAGCGUUAUAGGCCAGGCAAUGAUCGGAAAGCUCUUUCGGCCGAACCAUCCGCAGACUUUGGGAAGCGAUGGGAAGAUCUCAUCGAUGCAGCUGACCAGGCUGCAUCUGCUGCUGGUGAUAUUGAUGAAGACCGCACUCCUGUCCCUCAAUCUCCAGUUUCAAUGCAUAGGUCAUCAUUGCCGCCCUUUUCUCACCAGCCACAAUUCCAACCAGCGAGUUACCAGGCCUCACCACUCCAGCAGGCACUUACGCCUCCGUCCUAUAGCCAGGACACUAUAGAUCCAUUUCCUUCAGUUGAAAGUGGCGAAAACUUCCAUAUGGGGACCCGGGGGCUUUCUGACUCGUCACCGACAUACUCGGCCCAAAACAUUCAGAUAUAUUGCGCUGCAUGUCAAGGCUUUUCUCUACUCAAGGAUUCAUAUGCAUGUACAGAAUGCAUCUGCGGUCUUUGUCCGACUUGUGUAGAGGUCCUCAUGACAGAGCACGGAGCAAGAAGGAAGUGUCCACGCUGUGCUACAAUUGGCGGACGGUUCAAGCCUUUCCAGCUCGACAUCAGAUAA